This is a messenger RNA of Spodoptera frugiperda (fall armyworm), 1650 nucleotides long. It is a transcript of the gene Gas8, whose product is annotated as dynein regulatory complex subunit 4. The coding region runs from base 136 to 1512 and encodes 458 amino acids. Gene Ontology annotation, biological process: cell motility. Gene Ontology annotation, molecular function: microtubule binding; small GTPase binding. Gene Ontology annotation, cellular component: motile cilium; microtubule; Golgi apparatus. NCBI's taxonomy places the organism in Eukaryota, Metazoa, Arthropoda, Insecta, Lepidoptera, Noctuidae. The transcript has 7 exons. The record is from RefSeq and is a predicted model, not a curated record.
AUCGACAGUCACCAUAGAAACCAACUUGUUGAACUUCACAACGGUAACAUUGAAGUCGACGAGAACACUUAUUUUUACAUUUUUAACAUUUAUAGUUUCAGUAAUACAAGUUUAAAUUAAAUAAAAAUCUAAAAAAUGGCACCAAAAGCAAAAGAGAAAGCUAAGAAGGCUCCAGCCAUUAUAAUCGAUGGCGUGGAUACAUCGGAUAUGUCUCGAGAAAAACUCGAGCAGUUCACUCUCAAGGUCAAAGAGGAACUAGACAAAGAGAGAGAAGAACGCAACUACUUCCAGUUAGAAAGAGACAAAAUAAGAACAUUCUGGGAGAUAACACGACAGCAGUUAGAAGAAGCCAAAGCAGAAUUACGGAACAGAGAAAGAGCAACAGAAGAAGCACAAGAAGAAAAUGAAGCUCUUCUAGAAACAGAGAAGCAGAAGAUAAAACAUUUGAAAUACGAACAACAAGCUGCAGCUGCUGCCUUAAGAGCUGAGAACUUAGUAGCUUUAAAGGCAGCAAAAGAAGAACACACUGAACAAGAGUUAGAACUGCUAAAUGACAAGAGAUUGCUAAGACAAGAGAUAAGAGAAAGAAUCCUAGCUGCUCAAGAUGAAUUGAGAAGAGCGAAAUUGAUACAUGCUGAAGAAGUAUCAAAAGUUAGGGAUGAGUUUGAAGAAAGAGCGCGUCAAAUAGAAGAUAAGGCUGACAAGAAACUGCAUGAGACUAAAGUUGAGUUGACAGUGAAGCACAGAACAGAAAUAUCAGAAGUUGAAGAAAGGAAGAAUAAACAGCUGUCGGAACUAAUUCAGCACCAUGAAAGAGCGUUUUCUGAUCUAAAGAAUUAUUACAAUGAUAUCACAUUGAAUAAUUUGGGUCUUAUUAGCAGUCUAAAACAACAAAUGGAAGAGAUGCAAAAAGUAAAAGAACGAGCUGAAAAGAUAUCGAGGGAUGCUAUUGCUGAGGCCAAAGGUCUUAGAGAGCCGCUAGAGGCCGCCAUCAUAGACAAUAAAGAACUCAAACGGCAGAUGUCUAACUACGACAGAGAUAAAGCUGCUUUGGCCGCAAAAACAAAACAAUUGGCGUCAUUAGAAAAACAGUUCGAUGUCCUAAAGUGGGAGUAUGAAGUACUUCAAGUCCGCUUCGAUAGAGUCCUGGCAGAGAGAGACGAGCUCAAGAUGAGGUUCUCAAGGGCUGUUCUGGAAGUACAGCAGAAAGCAUCCUUGAAGACUGCCUUGUUGGAAGCCAAACUGAAGAACAUGGAAGGACGUGAUGCAGGGCCGAGUGAAAUUCAUAACCUUCUGAAACUGAAAGACACACAAAUAGAUGAUCUCCGAUAUGAAGCUGCUCGCCUUCGUAAAGCUCAUGACGACUUGCUGGCCACUUACGAAGCUAAGUUGGCACGACUUGGAGUACCGAAAGAGGAACUUGGUUUCAAACCACUCAAAGCUGUUGCUGUGGCAGGUUUGAAUCCAAUUAUAGGACAAGGACCGGCUGGGUUAGUCACUAAAGAUCCUUAAUAACAAUUUGUAUAACGAAUCUUGUUCAAGUGAACUGAUAACAACUUAAUCAUGGAGUUUAUAACUAUCACUUUUUAUUAAAGAUGGAUUUCAGUUUAUCUAUGUGCUAUUAAAAUGUAUAAAUAAAUUAAUAAACUU